UCUCUCUUAUUACGCUCUAUUCGGAAAGAGUUUGAGUCAGCACUGAGCAGGAGAAGCUAGAUGGCAGCAGGUGCGAGUGGGAAGCGGUUGAUUCUGCAGCUGUUGGUGGCGUUCUUGGCGGCGUCUGCGGCCAUGUCGGACUGGCUCCCUGGCACCGCCACGUUUUAUGGCGGCAGCGACGGGUCCGGCACCAUGGGCGGCGCGUGCGGGUACGGGGACCUGUACAGCCAGGGGUACGGGACGGCCACCGCGGCGCUUAGCACGGCGCUGUUCAACGACGGCGCGUCGUGCGGGCAAUGCUACCUCAUUAUCUGCGACCAGGGCAAGUCCGACAUGUGCAGGCCCGGCAAGGCCAUCACCGUGUCCGCCACCAACUUCUGCCCGCCCAACUGGGCUCUCCCCAGCGACGACGGCGGGUGGUGCAACCCUCCCCGCGCCCACUUCGACAUGGCCCAGCCCGCCUGGCUCAACAUCGGCAUCUACGAGGCCGGCAUCAUCCCCAUCGUCUACCAGCAGGUGAAGUGCUGGAGGGACGGUGGGGUUCGGUUCACCAUCACCGGCUCCAACUACUUCGAGGUGGUGCUGGUGACCAACAUGGCCGGAAGCGGGUCGAUCAAGAGCAUUUCCGUGAAGGGGACCAACACGGGGUGGAUGCAGAUGUCCAGGAACUGGGGCGCCAUCUGGCAGGGUAUGUCGAGCUUGGAAAAGCAAGCGAUCUCCUUCGGCGUCACCUCCACCGGCGGGCAGUACAUCCUCUUCCAGGACGUCAUCCCGGCCGGCUGGCAGUACGGCCAGACCUUCUCCUCCUGGCGGCAGUUCGACUACUAACUAAUUAACUCACCAUUUUCAUCCGGCGGCAUCGAGCCCUGGCACUCCUCGAGUCGCUCGCUUGAUUUAUGGAUUUUCCUGAUAGGUUGUACUACGGUACUAGAUUGAAUUAUAUAAACAUGUAAAUUCACGUACAUGGAUCGUUUGAUACAAAUGGAAUGGUUACGCUAAUU
Molecule: messenger RNA, 1001 nt
Organism: Lolium perenne
Lineage: Eukaryota; Viridiplantae; Streptophyta; Magnoliopsida; Poales; Poaceae
Product: expansin-A31
Biological process (GO): plant-type cell wall organization
Cellular component (GO): extracellular region
Source: RefSeq, a predicted model, not a curated record